UUUUAUUUCAGUUAAUUUCCUGUUCUUCUUUUAAUGGUUGAUCUUUAUAGGGGAGAUAUAAAUAGAUGUCCAAAGGACGAGAAAGAAUAUAAUUAUCAAUAAACGAAAUACCAAAGACAAAAUUAUUCAUUCACGAAUACGAAGUAUCAAUUAACGAUUUUUAGACAUUUCUCGACAAACAUAUAAGAAUUUUAAGAAUUAAGUAUUGUAUUAUACAUUGUGCUUAAUGAAAAUUGAUACCAAUCAAAUACUUCAUCUAGCAAAAGCAACGCUAGAGGACAAAUCAAUAAGUAUUUGAAAGAUAGUUUGUAGUUAUAGCUAUAUAGCCUGAGGAACUAGGACGUUUUAUUCGAAAUUUAAAGUCGAUCAAAGAGAAAAUCGUAGAUGAAUACCGCAUGUGUCAGAGAGGAAUGGAAGAUUCGCGAGAACAAUUUUCGGAAUAGCAAGAAAACGUUGGAAUGGGAAAGUACGAUAUGGUAUUUUAAAGGAUUCGAGACAAAGAAAUAAAGUAGGAAAAGAGGUAAUGAUGUUCUUAACUCUCUCGUCAAAGCGAAUUUCAGGAUUUUAUAUACAGCACGGUACAUAUGCACAAAAGAACGAGGCUUUUUCUGCGAAACACUAAACAAUCAUCGGCGUGUUUUAUCGUUAAAGUCGUUUGUGUUUGAUUUUCGGGUGGAGAAAAAGAAAAAGAAGAAGAAGAAGAUAAUAUUGGUUGAGAGAAAAAGGAAUAAUAAUGUUUGUUGACCACAGUAUCACCUGCAGGGGUCAGUUGUAGCUAGAGUGGGGGAUAGCGAAGAGCAUUCGUGCAGGCUGGUGGUUCGCUAGUUUCGCGGUAGCGAUAACCCCCGAUGCGCGUGUGCAUGCAUGUAUUUCGAUGUGUUAGGUUUAGAUAGAUUCGCUUAUACAGGGAAAGAGAGACCUCAAAGCCGUUUUCCUCGGUCGUUCAAUACGCGCGCGCGCGAAACGAAUCGACUUCGUCCCAUAGUAUCGUCACAGUUCUCGUCGGAGACGUUCGUGAUUUUGCACCCUUGUUCAAGUCACAAUUUACCGAACUAUAUGACGAGGGUACACCACGGUUUCCUUUCUUAUUUUCCUUCAUCUCUAUUUCUAUCUUCGCCUUUCUUUCCCUCCAGUUCUCUUUCUCUUACUAAAUCCUUCGUUUUCUUCGCUGCCUCCUUUCUCUUUACGUUCAUUUCUCUCGUUAUAUUUAAAUACGCGUUAAUUUCUAUCCUAAUCCCAUUCCAUCCCAUCGUUUCGAUUUUAACGCAUAAUAUCGCGUUCCCCUCGGCUCGUUACUCGCAAAUUUAUGUGCCUGAUUCUUUCUUCCUCCUCAUCCAAUUGGUCGACACGUCGUUAUCAUCUCAUUUAAACCCAAUUUGGAACGCUAUUCAGAGCCCAAGCUUUGAAUCUCCUUGGAUAAAGCAAAUGGUAAAUAUGAUUCGCGAGUGUCAUACGUUACUGGAGUGACCAGUAAUCAACAGACUGGUUUUUACGUCAUUCCUUGUUGUUGUUGUUCUAUCUUGUUAUUCGGCAUUGUUUUCUAUUCGCGAUGCGAUCAACGACGGGAUCGUGUGUGAACGAUAUCCAGGUGACGACGUCGCAGGCCAGGCCGGAUUAGGGGUACAUCGAUCAUCAAGAUAUCAAGGAAAAAUCACGCAACGUCUCUUUCGAGUAUACUCUAAUACUUCCCUCCUCCUUCCUUGUUUUUCCUUGCUGUCCCUCGUCUCCCGGUUUCCAAUCAUCUGACCGACUCUUCGUCCUUCCUCCCUUUCUUUUCAUUAUAUCUGUUUUUCUUGCUUUCGUUCUGCUUCUUGACUUUUUUACCGCUUGGUGGUGAAACGCGCCGCAGUGGCACGAUCGUCAUCGACGAAAAAAGAAGAAUCUAUAUACUGUACCGCGACACACAUACGAGUUCGCGCUCAGUCAAUAGCAGCUGCAUCCUUUGAAAUUUCAAAAGAAGCACAAACACAAGAGCAUAUCCACAAGUGCGAAACGAACGCAUCGUGAUCGAAUACCAGACACGGCCGGCGAUCAAACUAGCGGGGAAGAAACUGCUGCCUUCCAGCCUGCCGUAAUACGGUGGUGCUACGACGAUAUCGAGAAGCAGGCCCAGUCGGCGGUCAAACAGUAUUAUGCGUUUUCUACGCUUUUGUUUAUUAUCAAGGGAAGAGAUUCUUAUGGAUGAACGUGCACGAGCUGUCGAGUCGCGAAGGUGAAAAAGAAUAGAAGGGAAACGCGAUAAGCUGUACGUAGGAACCGCAACGAUGAAAGGUACACAUUUCGGUGAGCCGAGGAACCAAAGAUUCCAAUGAUACCUUCGCAAGGUGGCCGUGAGGGAUACAAAGGUUCUGCCAACCCUCCGAGCAACGGCUCUGAGGACAAUGGCUUCGCUAAUCGACCCCGAGUGGCGGGCCUUUACGCGACGAAUCUCUUCAGAGAAGAGCUCGUUCGAUUCUCGUCAGGAGAGGCUCCUCGAUCUCAUGGUCUCACACGAGAUACUCUCGAAAGAUCGCCACGAGAGAUUGGAAGCCAAAGAAGUUUAAAUCUCCCUACGGGCAUAGCCGAGGAAUUCGAGCUUUUGGAUCGGUCAAGAGUCGGGAUUUCGAGAACACCCCAGCCAUUAAGGAGAGGAGAGACGGACGCUGCUGGUUACGAACCUAGAUCCAGAUUCGAUGAAUCCGCCACCAGACGAAGGGAUCAUUAUGGAUCGCCACCUGUCGAAAGGAUUCGCGAGAGGGAGGACGAGCAACAGGGAGAAUGCAUUGCUCGAUCCGCAUGCAGUACCCUUCGUGUGUCUCUCCUUGAGUUUCCGCGCUCCGAGCAGACGACGUGGAUGGAGUCGGACGUUGAUGAUUCUAAGAUACCUGUUUCAACCGAUGAUCUCGCUGGGAGAAGAGGGCCAGAUGACAGUUCGACGUUCGUUACAACUUCUGCCUCGAUACUUAUUUCUCCCGCGAGUGAGACCAGCGAAUGCGAUGCAAUCUCGCCUCCGGAAGUGGAGAAAUCAUCACCGCCACCGUAUACGGGCCUCAGUCCGCCGGAGUACACCGGCCAAGAGUACGAGACCAGCGAAACACCUUCGCCGAUUUUUCCAAAUUAUCCACUGACAUCGUACGCGGAGGAGACACAUCACAGACGUUCGAGGUCGUCCGUUUCGGACGCCGGGCUUGAAUUCACUGCUGCACGUGACGGACGUUUAAAGCGUGAUAGCCGAUUCGAGUCGGAGCCGGAGGAAGCUUUGGCGGAAGAGAUCGGCAGAUCGAGGCGAACCAGAUCGAAUUUAGAAAGGUCUACGGACGACGAUAUCUCGAGAUCUAGAGAUGUGGCGAGGCUGCGACCUCCCUUGGCCGCAGCAGCAGGUGUUUCGGCCGAUUCUGGGACCGGUGAUUCUGGAAGUGCGGAGAUCCAAGUGGAUCCCCUCGGCAUUCCCAGAACAACGACCGCCGGUGAAAUUCUAGAUGGAAGGAACGGAGUUGAGAAUGGCCAAGCCGCUAGUAAGUCGUCCAUUAAAACUCCCACCGGGAACAAUAAGCAAACGGUGAAACUCUUCACGAAGGAAAGUCUCGACAGGUUGGAAAACAAGACCGUACAGCUCGUCAGAGAUUAUGGCUUUCAGCCGAAACGACGAAUGUCGGUCGAAGAUGGUGCGGUGCUUCCAAACAAAUUCGAACCUUUCCCAACUGAGCUUUACGGUAGGCCUCUCGAGGAGAUUGACAACUUUAUCUACGACGAGACAUUCUGCGUGGUAUCGAAGAGAUUUCGUAAAAAUUACAUUCACCGAUUCACGGCGACAAACAGCUGGUUCAUAUUUUCCCCGUGGAAUCCUAUAAGGCGGUAUUGUAUUUACCUAAGCACGAAUCAGUACUUCGAUUAUAUAGUCAUGGCUACGAUAAUAUUAAAUUGUGCCUUCCUCGCCAUGACGGAAACUAUCGAGGAAGCCGAAUAUAUAUUCUUAGCUAUAUACACGGCCGAAAUGGUGAUCAAAUCGAUAGCCAAGGGAUUUGCGCUCAAUAAAUACACUUACUUGCGAAAUCCGUGGAACUGGUUGGAUUUCGUGGUGAUCACCAGUGGUUAUGCGACUAUUGGAAUGGAAGUAGGAAAUUUGGCUGGGUUGAGAACAUUCCGAGUAUUGAGAGCCCUCAAAACUGUUUCCAUUAUGCCUGGCUUAAAAACCAUCAUCAAUGCAUUGUUACAUAGUUUUAAGCAACUUGCCGAAGUAAUGACGCUCACGAUCUUCUGCCUGAUGGUUUUUGCACUUUUUGCUCUACAAGUUUACAUGGGUGAACUUCGGAAUAAAUGCGUAAAAAAUGUGGAAUUCAAUAAUACUCAAGUCGAUUGGAGAGAGUGGACUUGGAACUCGUCCAACUGGGCAUUCGAUGAAGACGAAGAACCAAUAAUUUGCGGUAACGCAACCGGCGCCAGGCACUGCAACGAAAGUUACAUCUGUCUUUGUGUUGGCCCAAAUCCAAACCAUGGAUAUACAAAUUUCGACAACUUUCUGUGGUCGAUGCUCACCACGUUUCAACUGAUUACUCUGGAUUAUUGGGAAGACGUCUAUAAUAAGGUAUUGUCGGCGUGCGGACCUAUCAGCGUCUCGUUCUUCACGGUGGUCGUGUUUUUCGGCUCGUUUUAUUUGAUCAAUUUGAUGCUCGCUGUCGUUGCGCUGAGCUAUGAGGAGGAAGCCGAAAUUACGAACGAGGAACGAAGAAAGGAUUUAACCGACCAUCGCGAGGACUCGACGUUUAGUUUCGACCCGACAAAAAUCAAUGUGAAGACGCUUGCCAAAGAAAAACAAAAGAAAUUAGACGCGAGGAAAGGAGUUCUCCUAAGUAGUUACACGCGCAAAAAAACACGAAGAAGAAGACGUGGGAGAAGCACUGCCGGUUCUGGUUCAUCUGGUCAAGAUAAAGGUGGCUCUGUGCCAAGCAGGUCGGUGACGCCAAGCCCGAGCCCAAGUCCAAGACAUUCGAACGUUCGACCGUCUCACUUACUUCUACAAAAUAUUAGCCCACGAACUGUAGAGAAUAACAACGGUGUUCAUAGAUUGGCGCCAAAUCGUGGAAUGCUUCAUUCUCGACAAGCAAGUAACAACAGUAAUCAACACUCGUCGUUAGACGACUCAGGCGUUGUCGACGACCACGAUGGCGACGAUGUCACAUCCGUAGAAGAACACGACAGGCGUGACAACAACAAAGAAUCUAGGGCCCACUGGCAAGAGAGGAUACCUACUAAUAAUAACGCCGAUGGCAAUGUCGAAACUAAUGCGGGUGAAACGAAGAAUGAAACGAAUAACGAGACAGAAGUGGACAAUGAAAGAGAAAAAUCACAGGCAACUCAUUCCGGGGGCUAUCUUCGUGCGCCUACGAACGUUCCAGUUUCUCUUGCCAGCGGAACUACUAGAGAAAUUCGAGUCUUUAAAUGCAACGGCGUGAAAACGAAGAAACAGAUGUACACCUUGCCGCCAGAGUAUCUAUCGCACAUUGUUAUUUUAGAUGAUCUUCCCGAUAGAAAUUGCGAAAAGUGCAUCCAAUGCUGUAUAGAUUACGAGGGUUGGCUACGAUUUCAGAAUUGCUUGUACAAGGUAGUGAGAGAUCCACUAUUCGAGUUGACAAUCACAUUGUGCAUCGUCCUGAACACUGGUUUUCUGGCAAUGGAACACCACGGAAUGAGCGAGUCGAUCCGACAGGCGCUCAACAUCGGUAAUAAAGUGUUUACCAGUAUCUUCACCUUCGAAUGUUUGCUGAAACUGUUGGCGCUGAGUAAAGAUUUCUUCGCCAACGGAUGGAACAAUUUCGAUUUGAUAAUAGUGUCAGCGUCUCUGAUAGAUCUUACCUUCGAGCUGGUAGACGGCCUGUCCGUGAUACGCGGACUGAGACUUCUGCGCGUGUUAAAACUGGCACAAUCCUGGACGACGAUGAAGGUUCUUCUCAGUAUUAUUAUUUCAACGAUCGGCGCCCUUGGAAAUCUCACCUUAGUUUUGGUGAUCGUGAUUUAUAUAUUUGCCGUGAUCGGCAUGCAAUUAUUCAGUAAAGACUACACUUUGGACAAAUUUUACCCAGAUCCGGUACCACGGUGGAACUUUAACGAUUUCUUUCACUCGUUCAUGAUGAUAUUUCGUAUAUUAUGCGGAGAAUGGAUCGAGCCCCUGUGGGACUGCAUGCGAGCAGAAGAAGAAGACGGGCCCGAGGCUUGCUUCGCCAUAUUUUUGCCAGCUCUCGUAAUGGGUAAUUUCAUGGUGUUGAAUCUUUUUCUUGCUUUGUUGCUCAACAGCUUUAAUUCGGAGGAAUUGAAACAGAAGAAGGAGGAAGUGGGCGAUGACUCGAAACUCGCAAGAUCGUUCGAUCGUAUCCGUUCGAUUAUACGGAAGAAUAAAUGUUCGCGCUUGUCUCAAGCUGUCGCUAAAGGGAAAGGGAAGGAUGCUCGUUUCGAAAAGAUCGUGCGACGCGUAAUAGAUCGGUCUGACAACGAGACUAAAUACGCUAUUCAAGAGACUGUACUCAGCCUUCCAAAAGAUAACGUUUACAAUAGAUCUUAUCAAGAAAGUUUAAAUCAGCCCGUUUUUUCUUACGAUCCAAUGUACUCUCAGUCUCAAACGGAAGAACAAAGAUACAGACAAAGGGAUAAGGAAGAAGAGAAGGACGCCUCGCCUGACGACGAAAACAAUUAUUCGAGUAAGGAAAAAGAGAUCGAGGAAAACGAAGGCAAAGAGGAGGGAUGUCAAGAGGUCGAUGUCGUGAGAGACUCUUCGUCUUCGAACAAAGCACCAGUUGAGGAAAGAGUCGCGAUGCUACCUCAGAUAGAUCCGUUUCCUAGACCCGAGGAUCGGGUACCAAAACGACCUUGGCACGCGCUUGUCAGCUACGUCGAUGAACUGACGGUUGGCGGUAGGAGAGAUAGUAAAGGAAAAUACAUCGAUGGCAUGGGUUCUUUUCCUGGAUUUGGAAGAAGCAACCGACGCAAAGAACCGCAGGAUUGCUUUCCACGACAGUGUUAUCAGAAGUGUACCUGCAUCGACCGGUGUAUUGCAACAGCUAUCGGCAAAAAAUGGAUCAGAAUGCGAACAGUGAUUCUUUCAGUCGUUGACACGCCUGCCUUCGAAUGGAUGAUCCUAGUUUUCAUUUUUGCAUCCUCCAUAACUCUUUGUUUCGAAGACAUUUAUCUAGAUGAUAAUCCUUUCUUGAAGAAAAUCCUCUAUUGGACCAAUCUUGGCUUCUGCGCGCUUUUCAGCAUUGAGAUGUUACUCAAGUGGUUAGCUCUGGGUUUCUGCAAAUAUUUCACCAGUUUUUGGACAAUCUUGGAUUUUAUAAUUGUCUUUGUAUCAACAUUUAGUCUGUUGAUAGAAGAAAACGAAAAUUUAAAAGUGCUAAGAUCUCUAAGAACCUUGAGAGCACUGAGACCAUUAAGGGCGAUAUCGAGAUGGCAAGGCAUGAGGAUCGUAGUGAACGCGUUGAUGUAUGCGAUACCUAGUAUAUUCAACGUGCUCCUCGUCUGUCUCGUGUUCUGGCUGAUAUUUUCUAUUAUGGGUGUACAAUUUUUCGGCGGCAAGUUUUUCAAAUGCGUUGACGAGUACGGCGAAUUAUUAGAUAUAUCAAUCGUAAACACGAAAGACGACUGUCUGAGGAAAAAUUACUCUUGGGAAAAUAGUAAAAUUACGUUUGAUCACGUCGGAAUAGCUUAUCUAGCUCUGUUCCAAGUAGCCACAUUCGAAGGGUGGAUGGAGGUGAUGCAGGAUGCAGUAGACGCAAGAGGUGUAGAUCUUCAGCCUCAAAGAGAAGCAAACAUCUACGCAUAUUUCUACUUUGUGAUAUUUAUCGUUUGUGGCUCCUUUUUUACACUAAACCUCUUUAUCGGAGUAAUUAUAGACAACUUUAAUAUGUUGAAGAAAAAGUACGAAGGUGGGGUGCUAGAAAUGUUUUUGACCGAAAGUCAAAAGCACUACUACACUGCCAUGAAAAAGCUUGGCCGUAAAAAGCCACAAAAAGUGAUAAAGCGUCCGAUGAAUCAAAUCCUCGCAAUGUUUUACGACCUAUCGAAUUCACGCAGAUUUGAAAUAGCAAUUUUCAUUUUGAUAUUCCUCAACAUGCUGACAAUGGGAAUCGAGCAUUACGAUCAGCCUCAUCCAAUCUUCUUCGUUCUCGAAGUGUCCAACGCAUUUUUCACGACCGUUUUCGGUUUAGAGGCAAUCGUGAAAAUAAUUGGGCUUCGAUAUCAUUAUUUCACGGUGCCAUGGAACUUGUUCGAUUUCCUCCUCGUGCUGGCAUCCAUAUUAGGAAUAUUAAUGGAGGAUAUUAUGGUAGACUUUCCGGUGUCUCCGACGCUCCUGCGAGUCGUGAGAGUGUUCAGAAUCGGUCGAAUCUUAAGGCUCAUAAAGGCAGCCAAAGGUAUUCGUAAACUGCUCUUCGCUCUGGUGGUUAGUCUUCCGGCGCUGUUCAACAUCGGUGCCCUGUUAGCUCUAAUUACUUUUAUUUAUGCCAUUAUCGGCAUGUCAGUCUUUGGUCAUGUUAAAAAGCAAGGCGCGCUCGAUGAUAUGGCCCAUCAAGAAGAAGAGAUUGGUAUCGUCGAAGACGAUUUAGAAAUGUUUUACAUACGAUGGUCCAAGUAUGAUCCGCACGCGACACAGUUCAUAAAUUUCUCGCAAUUAAGCGAUUUCAUAGCAAGCCUGGAUCCACCGUUAGGAAUUUCAAAACCAAAUAUGGUCGCGUUGGUUAGCUUUAAUCUUCCUAUCGCAAAGGGUAAUAAGAUUCAUUGUCUGGACAUUCUGCACGCACUUGUCAAGCACGUCCUUGGACACGUAGAAGAGUCUGAAGAUUUCCGAAAGCUACAGGAACAGAUGGAUAUCAAGUUUAAGAAACAAUUUCCUACGCGCAAAGAACUUGAGAUUGUUUCUUCGACGAGAAUGUGGAAACGUCAAGAUAAAGCAGCUAGGCUGAUUCAACGUACUAUCAGAGAAUUUAUAACGGCAAAAAAGGAACGUGAAAGGAUGGCUCAAGAAGUAGACUCGCAGACUCAAACGUCGAGUCCUGGUGGUGGGAAUGAGGGUAGGGGCGGGGGUGGAUGGAGUGGCAAAGUAUCGGCAUUUCUACAUGUGCAUAGAGGUAGCCGAGCCAGUAGUCGCAAGUCCUCGAGGGCCAGCGACGCCAGCGAUUUCAGCGAGCUCGGUACAGCUUCGGCAUGGCUUUUUCCAAACUUACCUCUGCUGUUGCUCUCCGGCGCCACCGGUACUCACGAGGACCUGCCUCCUCCCGCUCUAACCGUAUCCCGUCCCUCGCCGACUACAGAACAACAAUCGUUUACCGGCUCCUCUGCUACUUCUGCUACUUCCUCCGAUCUACACAUUAGAUCAAUCGGGGGUCCGACUCUCGGCCGGCAGAAUGCCGUUGAAAGUUAUCCCGAUGAGGAAGUCCCCAGUCUUCCUACGAAGCGCAGAUCACUUCCGCCAAGCGCUACAACACUCUCUCUAAAUACCUUACAUCGUGACAUCAAAGAAGCGUUUAGCAGACGUUGCGGUAGCCUCCGGAAGAAACAUCAACCAGCACCAGAACCAGCUCCGCUGCCAAUCGAAUCUACCGAUGUAAGCAUACUUGUUACAGAACCCAGUCCAGAGAAUUCAGCACCGCCUACAAGACCGGCACUACUUAGACGACAAUCCGCAGCCACGGUCGUUCACGUCCUCGUUCACAGAGAGAGUGAAGAAUAUCGAGAUACACAACCCGACAAUGCCAGUUGAUCUUAGAUCGUUAUGCUUGACAUCCUUCCGAAAUCAGUUUAAACGAGAGGCUAGGCUGAAAGCCACCGAAAUUUUGCUUCUUAUCGCGUUACAGUGACCUCGAGAUUCGAAUCUCAUCCGAUUCCCUCUCCUCUCCCCCUUUCUUUGACGCUGUUGCCUUAACAUCAUUACCAUCAAAUGUUCUUACUAUUUCAUUAUAAUAUGUACAUUUGAGAAGUCUCGAUGAAAUUAUUUCCUAACAAUUACAAUAGUAAUAACUUUAUAAGAAUAUUUAUUCCGAUAAUUAGAUCUUCUUGUAAACACAGUACGAUUUUUCUUUUACAAAAGCUAUUCUAACGAUACUUUUGAUCCUAAUGAAUAAUAGUAGCCUAUUUUUAGUAAUCAAUUUAUCGCGACGAGCUUAAAUCUUUUCUUAUGCAAUAGAAACAGCGAUAGCUGGAAUAUAUAUAGUUGAGGUAGUUCAAUUGACUCGAUAUUACACGAAACUCGCAUUUCUUCUACCAUAAUUAAGGGUGAUUGGACCAAUUUAGUGAAAUAUAUUUAAAUUCCGAUCCCUUCUUCAAGUUAAAUCAUUGAUACGGUCUACUCCUUAUAAAGAGGAAUGAAUAAUAAUUACGUGGACAAAAGAAUAAUACUGCCUUAAAUAGCAUAGAUUUUUCAUUUGUAUAAUUAUUUUGAAGAAAGAAACAAAAAGGACAAAAAAGAGAGGGAAAGAGAAGAUGGAAGGAGGAAAACCAAACGGGAAUUUUUAAAGAAGUUGUACACUUAGCCAAGUAGUUGUUUUUCUUUACACAUUUAAGGAAACGUAGAAUACUAGUACCGCUACUAAUUUUGUAUAUCAGAUAUCAUAAACAAUAGCAUUUAUAGAACGUAAACGUAUGUGAUGUUUGUCUUAUUCAGAAUUGUCAAGGAAAUUGCGAUAUUUCUAAUAA
Bombus impatiens (common eastern bumble bee) is the source of this 10659-nucleotide messenger RNA. Its product is annotated as sodium channel protein 60E. The record is from RefSeq and is a predicted model, not a curated record. The transcript has 21 exons. Gene Ontology annotation, cellular component: voltage-gated sodium channel complex; plasma membrane. NCBI's taxonomy places the organism in Eukaryota, Metazoa, Arthropoda, Insecta, Hymenoptera, Apidae. The coding region runs from base 2309 to 9727 and encodes 2472 amino acids. Gene Ontology annotation, molecular function: voltage-gated sodium channel activity. Gene Ontology annotation, biological process: membrane depolarization during action potential; sodium ion transmembrane transport; neuronal action potential.